AUGGUGGACAUUGCAGGUCUCCUCGAGUCUUCUCGUCUCCUUGAUAACUGGGAAUUAGAUUCAGUGAAAAAGGAGACAGAAGAAACAGUAGCAAGAUCACUAAUCAGCUAUCGCCACCUGAAAACGGAGCUACAAAGCCAGUGCUUUUCUCUGAGCGCACAAGAAGAGCGGCUUGAUGAGGAAAGCGGCGCGGAGCCAAUGACUGUGUGGGUGAUGGGUUCCUGGGGAGCAUUAGAGUCUGUGGACGGCAAGACUGAAGAUGCAGAGGAAUACUCGCGUAAAAAGCGUGAGCUAACAAAGGAGAUUGUCAUGUUGAAGAUUCAAGUGCUGUGUUUGAAGCAAGUGCAUGUGAGCUCCUGUAUAAAACAGUUACAGGACUUGAUCACCAAAGGUAGUAAAACACCAACUCCAGAAGGUCUGCAGUUCUGCAGAUUUGAGGAAUGGGUGCAGGGAAAUCAACAAAUUUACAAACUGCAAUCAAAAAUGCUUGAUUUGGAGGCUGCAAAGAUCAGAUUGCACAAAGAAUUUUGCAUUCAAGAUGAUAAAGAAUUGUCACAGUCAUCAGUAUCAUCAAUAACAACAAGACAGUCCUUUACAUCACACCUGGAGAAAAAGCUUGGCUCCAAAGAACCAGAUGUAACCUCUGGAGACUUGAACCUUGAAGAAGUUGUGGUUUCACCGGGUUCUUUGGAAAUUGCCAGCAUUUUGGAUAGGAUUUUAGAUACCAACCAUAUAAACAGUACAUUUGAAGCAUGUAAGUUGAAAGCUUACAUUCGUGAAUGUUGGGAUGUACAAAAUAUCGAUGAUGAGUUUCCCACAGGAGUCCACCCAGACAGAUAUCAGGAAUUUGUGGGUGGUAUGGCACAGUACAUCAUAGAUAAACAGCUGACUCAUCAGAGAGAAAGCCUGUCAUAUGAUAUGGUCUAUGCUAAACUAGAGCAGUACUUGCUUCCAUCCAUCUACAACCUCAUUCAAGCGCACAUCCGUAAGCCAGAAGAGGACAAAAGGAUAUCACAGAUUUACAAAAAUCUUGCACACAUCACACAGACCCAGUUCGGCAUCAACGUAGUAUAUCAAGACGAUGGUAUAGCACCGUAUUAUGCAGCAGUGGCUUCCAUGAAAAGUAUGGCAUUGUCCAUCUUACCAUCACGCAAGAUACACGCGAUUGUCAGCGCGGCGCAUUGUGUGUUCAAAAAACUUAAUGAGUUGUCCAUGUUAGAAAAUUCUAAACCUCCUGGUGCAGAUGAGUUCAUGGAUGUUUGGGUGUAUGUCGUUCUAAAAUCUAAAAUACCAAACCUCGCGUCGACGAUCGCGUUCUUAAGGAGAUAUUCAAAUCCUAACUUGGCGUUCUCAGAAGCAGGGUAUUACUUGGCAAGUGUAGAGUUUGCCUGUCAGUAUUUGGUGCGGAUUAACGAACAGGAUUACAGGGACAAGACGCAUCUGUUAACGGAAAGGAUAGUCGUGUGUGAGCAAGCUAGGUUUGGUAAGAUGGCCAGAGAAGAAGCAGCGGUGUUUGAAAUAGUUUCUCAGGAUAAAUGGCUUCAGGGAUUUGAGGUGUUUGCUGUGAAAGAGUGGCACCUGGAUCCAACUAGGUUUUAUCGGACUGUUAUAGUGCCGUCCUCGGACAAAAGCAAGAAAGUCAAAGUUUCUGUCGUCAAGGUGAGACCAGAAAACACUUCGUUUGCUCAAAUAGAAAUGCUGGAACAAGUAUUCAUGUGCCCAGCGAAUGAAAAUGGAUUGUUAUGCAUUCGCACGAACUAUGGUAUUGCCGUCACACUGAAUGUGGAUCAUGUUAGAGACCAGCUUACACUGAUUCCUAUACCUGAUGGCGAGUAUGAUUCUUUCGAGGACACUGUGACAAAUUUUGCGACGCUUGACAAGCUCGCUUGCGAUUACAAUCCGCUUCCUAGAAAUGCUCCCGCUGAGAUUGUGCUGAUGACAACUGUAUUUGAAACGAUACAGAGGAUGGAGGACAUUGUAUCAAACACUUACGGCAUUGCUAAUUCCCCACAUGGGGCCGUUCGGAAUCUGAUCGGUGCGCUUGUUAUAGCUCUGCGCCAGCUCAGUUACUUGAGUUCAUUGUUUGAUACACCAGAGGUAUAUUCCGCGCUCAUUCAAUCAGCAGUUCAGAAGUUCCAAACAGACUAUAAUAGAAAAUGUCAAUCAAGCAUUUCCCGGUUGCCAUGCAACGGGUUGCUAUGUCCGAAUACCUGGGAAGCCCUUCAGAAUAGUCUUGGGAAGGCCCCAAAGAUGACAAUUGCAAAGUCUUAAAUUGCAUAUCGCGGUUUAUCUUGUCAAUGCUUCGUCACAUUACUUUGAACGACUUGAAUUUUAUUUUUCCUAUGUGCAUCAGACUGGAUGUCUUUGCUUCUGCUUGUUUGAAAUUCUUUGUAAUGGGAAAAGGAAUGGGAAAGGGAAUGGGAAUGUUUAAAGUGGUAAUUUAUCAGAAUGCGGCAAUAGAUCACUGAUCAACAAAGAUUGAUAUUCUGAUUACAAAAAUUUACUUAAAGCACAAAAGUUUAUUAAUUAUAUUACAAUUAUUUGUCGAAAACAAUACAUUUGUAUUAGUUACACAGGUUGUAUUGGUGAUACUCAGAAAUAAAAUUGAGAUAUGUGUA
Pocillopora damicornis (cauliflower coral) is the source of this 2618-nucleotide messenger RNA. RefSeq lists its product as uncharacterized. The record is from RefSeq and is a predicted model, not a curated record. Lineage: Eukaryota; Metazoa; Cnidaria; Anthozoa; Scleractinia; Pocilloporidae. Gene Ontology annotation, cellular component: endocytic vesicle; cytosol. Gene Ontology annotation, molecular function: guanyl-nucleotide exchange factor activity; small GTPase binding. Gene Ontology annotation, biological process: vesicle-mediated transport.